GGCGGAAAUGUACUUCCUUGCGGAGCUAACUUCACAUUCUCUAUCCUGCCAGUGCCCGUGAACUCCUGGAGCACCAGCUGACUGCACCGUGAGGAUUCUGCACUCAGCAUCCACGAGCCAGACUACAGUGCCCGGUUCUGAUGGGCAGGACAUGGCUCUUCGACUUGUGUCUGCUUCAACUAGUGCAGGCGUGAGGAUGGCGUGCACAGGGCGCCCAACUGUAAGCCUACGUGGGACGGAACUUCCUGACAGAUCCCGGGGCCAAGUCGGGACCACGUGGGAAAUCCCAGAAAUAAAGGAGGAGCAGGGCGAGAGGGCGCUGGCCUGUUUAGUUUCCGGGUCCUUCUAGUCUCCAGCAAAUGCUUGAACAGGACACCCUCCCCCCAUUCUGUCAAAAAGUGACAGAAUGCAUUUGAAAACCUGCAGGUGGAAGACCCUACAGUACUCUGGCCCGGAGUCCUGUAACAGUGAUGAAUACAUGAAUGCUGGCCACUGCUGCAAGAUGUGCCCUUCAGGUCAGUAUGUGGAGAAGCCCUGCAUGAGACCCCACACCCAGGGAGUGUGUGUGAAGUGUGAGCUGGGGACAUACACAGCAUAUGCCAACGGCCUGGAGUCUUGCCUCCUCUGCUCCACCUGCCGCGCUGACCAAGAAGUGGUGCAAAAAUGCUCCCCAACCAAUGACCAGAAAUGCGAGUGCAAACAGGGCUACUUCUGUGAGAACGCUGGAUUUUCUGAAGUCUGCACACCAUGUGAUAAGUGUCCUGAUGGGACUGCAGUCCUCCAAGAAUGCAAUGCCACAUCAAACACAGUCUGCGGAGCGGCUCAUUCAGAGCUCUCCAACCAGCAAUCAGAAUUUACAUUCCUGGUACCAAUUAUUGUAAUCUCACUAGUCUUCAUGGUAGCGCUCCUGGUAUGGCAUUUUCGAAAUAAAUUUGCAUCCUGGAUAUGUCGCAUGUCUAACAGCAUAGGAGGAAGAGGUGGCACCCUGGUGUCAGGAAACGCUAAUGGGUGUGAUGACACGAGGGGACAGUCAGCGGCUGAGAGUUCUGUCACUGAGGUAGGUGAUGAGUGCAGCAGCGACCCCGCAAGUACUUCUCACACAUCACCUGGUGAAGAGGGAAGCUGCAUGUUACCUCAGAAUUUUGAGAGUUCCAUCCCAGGUGAUCCCUCUCCGUAUGUGGUGACGCCAGACACAAUGCCAGAAGCAUGUGGCUCAGCAUGUCCAGGAAGCGGAAGAGAAGACGAGAGGACUGAGUCCCAGAAUCUCCUAGGAUGUAUUUCUAGUAACCUGGAGGCCUCUCACCAGGCCCCGCCUCUCAGGGAUUCCAGUAUCUCCUGGAGUGCCAGGCCAAGCGUCAACAGUUUAACUCCAAGCGCUGUAGAUGCCAACCAUAAAAUCUGCUCUCAUGGGUAGCCUGGACAAGACAUAAGGGGCAAGAGGGUGGUCCGUGCUUAUGGCUUGUCCCCUCCUUGCUGCCCUCUGCCUGCCCUGCUUUGUCCUGGAGUGUUUAUGCCAUGUGAUAUCACACACACUGUGACCCCAAGCAUCAGGCUCUGAACAAACCAAACACAGGAUGCACCAACACCAAGGAGCUUAAGGAGUCAGUUUAUUACUCAGGUGGACUUCUGAGCAGGAUCUCUCCUGAAGAACCAGAGCCCUGCCCUGCCCAUUUAUUUUCCCCUAAAUCCUAAGGGAUUUUAAAGGGAAAGUAAAUGGUUGGGGGAUGACAAAGGCAAAUUUAGUGCAUAUGGCUUAAGCGUUUGAUGACACCAUGGAUUAUGAAGAGGAAGAAAUGUUCUGUUAUGUUGUAAGUUACAUCACAAAGCUGUUAGUGCCAGUUAUACAAAGGUAGUAAAGAGGGGUUCAUCAGAGGACCAUUUGAAGUUCCAUUACGGUUAGACAGAGUUACACAGGAAAGGAAUGUUGUGUUUGCAGGUGUGUCUGGACACAUCCACUUGUUUUCAUAGGAAUUCUGGAGGUUUUUUAAAAUGUUAACUUUCCCUUUCAGACUCUAGGGACGUAUCAGUCUGCCCUCAAGAUCCCCCAAAGUCUUCAUACUUGUUCCAGACUUAUUCAAAAUCCAAUUCCAAAGGCUCCUAGACGAUUCAAGGUCCUGUCUGCCCAUACACCUUCUGUUGUACUCCAAGAAUUAAAUAGCUUCGUUAUAUGUGUAUUAUAGCAAACCUGUAAAGUGGCUUACUAAAUAUGUUUGUUUUAUCCUUUUUCCCUAAUUGAUAUGUUAAGUGACCUAAUUGAUAUGUUGAGCAACAGUCUCCUCUGUAAAGAAUUGCAAGAAUCUCACCUAAUUGAUAUGUUAACCAUUGUUGCCCUCUACAAACUACAGAAGCUGUGCUAAAACAAGCUAACAAGGGUUGUUAAUCACUGCUAGGUGCCUCUAUUCUCCGCUAAAGAGCUAAAGAAGACUAGAAUGACAAUUAAUUUACAUUUAUUUAAAGUAACCUGCUUGUGUGCAGAGAGAUUUGCUUAUGAGUUUAACCCUUUACCCUGACCUUGACACAUAACCGCCGCCGUUUUCUGUUCUGUAUGGUGCCUUAUUGCCUCCCUUUCCCCUCACCUAUCUAUCUAGGCCAUAAAGAAUUUGGGUUUCUGGUGACCUCCCCCCUGACCCAGUGAUGAUCUGUCAUAAAAUGAGCCUGCCCCAAAGUUUAAGAACUGUUUAGCUUCAAAGAAAUUACUGGGUAAUACUAUGGCCCAAAACCCUUAACGGUGCUUUCCUUUUGUUCUGUAUGUAUCAAAUGAGUUAGAUAUCAGAUCUUUGUAAAACUUAAGUUCCAGCAUCUCACAACUCAUGACCCCUUCGCACUCCCUAGCGAAGACGAGCUGUCCUGGGAUAAUUAACUUCCCCACUUUCUUCUCCAAACAUUGCUGCAGAUGUGCCACUCUGAGAUAUGUCAGUCUGUAGGAUGGGAGUAAUUUGAGAAACACCAGGAACUCCCGAGAUUGUCAGAGCUAAGUGGACAGCAAUACAGUUUCCAGACUCGGGUCAACAAAUUUGAUGGCUCUGCAGGUUUCUUUGUUUCUCCCCCCACCUUUUCCUCCAGCCUCUUUUUAAAGUCCUCCCUUCAGUCUCGGGGGACAGUCUCCAAAUUGGCUCCCGGAGACUGGUCACCAGGCCUGGAAAUAAAGCCUUUGCCACCUAAA
Molecule: messenger RNA, 3163 nt
Organism: Cavia porcellus (domestic guinea pig)
Lineage: Eukaryota; Metazoa; Chordata; Mammalia; Rodentia; Caviidae
Product: tumor necrosis factor receptor superfamily member 10A-like
Exons: 9
Coding region: 407-1414 (335 amino acids)
Biological process (GO): necroptotic signaling pathway; regulation of stress-activated MAPK cascade; activation-induced cell death of T cells
Cellular component (GO): external side of plasma membrane; CD95 death-inducing signaling complex; membrane raft
Molecular function (GO): tumor necrosis factor receptor activity; protein binding
Source: RefSeq, a predicted model, not a curated record